Micromonas commoda is the source of this 450-nucleotide messenger RNA. RefSeq lists its product with no specific name. The record is from RefSeq and is a predicted model, not a curated record. Bases 1 to 450 code for a protein of 149 amino acids. Lineage: Eukaryota; Viridiplantae; Chlorophyta; Mamiellophyceae; Mamiellales; Mamiellaceae. The transcript has a single exon.
AUGUCUUCGUCGGACGUGAAGCACCUGGCGGAUCCGAGUAGUCCCGGGGCCGGGCGCUUCACAUUCGUGAUCAAGGGAAAACCAGAGCCAUGGACUAAGUUCAGGAAGCGCGCGAGCGGGGAGAAGGACGUGCCGGAGCCUGAGAACGAGGCGUACGUCGCCUACGAGAUACGGUUCUUCAUCGAUCCCUACGAGCUCGAGCCACCGAAGCGCAAGGCGAACACCGUCGGCGUGGAGCGCUCUAACGGGACGAUGAUGUUGUGGCACACGUACGUACCGGAAUCGCAGAGGGGUAAGGGAAUAGCGGAGAUAAUCGUGGAGGAGGCGAUGGAGUGGGCGUCCGCGAACAGCCUCAGCGUCGACUCUUCGUGCUCGUACGUCAACGAAACCUUCAUGAAGAGGCCGCACAACAGACAAAGGUGGAAGCACAUAAUGAUCCGGGACUAUUAG